Messenger RNA from Plasmodium coatneyi, 3294 nucleotides. RefSeq names its product SICA antigen. NCBI's taxonomy places the organism in Eukaryota, Apicomplexa, Aconoidasida, Haemosporida, Plasmodiidae. The record is from RefSeq and is a predicted model, not a curated record. Bases 1 to 3294 code for a protein of 1097 amino acids. The transcript has 8 exons.
AUGGCUUCAAGGAAGAAGGGGCAGUUUGAGGUAUUGGUGGAUGAGUGGUAUAAUUCAAAUGGGAAGAAGAAGCGGGAGGAUGAGGAAAAACUAUGGAAAGAAUUGACUAGAUAUAUUGACGAGUUCAUGAAUGGAAUGGGUAGGGUAGACAGUGAAGGUGAAAGAAUUGGAAAGGAUGGGUGCGAGGUAAUUGAAGCAGAAGGAAGAAACAUGACAAGCGAAGAAAAGAAGUGGUGCAUUUUCUUGUUAAAGAACUCUUGGAUAAUGGAAAAACUAAACAGGAGUGAAAGUAAAUUGCAGGAAUGGAAUAAAAAUAUAAGAGCUUUCAUACGCUGUACUGUAAUGAGAGUAUGGUUCCAUAUAUACAUGAAUAUAAAUUGUGAAGCUGAUACAAUUAUAACGGGGGCUUCUAAUGGAGUGUUCGAAAUGUGCAAGGGCAUGAGUGGAGGGGAAGGUUGUAACAAAUGUGAGUAUGGGGAAUUUGAAUCUAUGUACGUAAAUGGUAAGAGUGUUUUAGGGCACAUUUUGGAUAAAAUACAUAUAGGUGAAAAAAUUAUAAGAAUGCGAAGUGGAAUAUCAUUCAGUGAGAAGUGUGAGAGGAAUACUGAUGGUACCGGGAAUCAGCAGCCGCGAGGUGGUGGCACUGAGGACGUCAUGGCACAGGACGUAUUGAGUCAAGUCAAAGAAGAACUAAAUACGGAGAAUGGACAACAAAAACAUUCUCCGAAAAUAGUGCAACCAGACACCCCGGAAAUCAAGUUCAAAGAUGAUUUCCUGAUAAAAUGGAUAUGGGUACAUGGUGAUCCCAUGAAGAAAGGGUUAAGUAAAGGAAUAUGGGACGACAUGAAGAAAGUGUUCGACGACAUGAUGGAAAAUAUAGAUAGGGAUGGAAAGAAUGAUCAAGGCUACUGUUCCACGUUGCAGCGCGUGCACAAUAAUACUAAAGAGCUAUGCAAAAUUGUAUUAAGAAUAUUCUUCUGGAUGGAUGGAUUAGAGCAAAAGUGGGUAGGAGAAAUGGACGACGAAAAAGGGUACUUCGAUUGGAGAACGAGGACGGAUGAAGCAGAGAACGAAAAGGAACUGCUACCGUACUAUAGAUGUCUACUUGGUAAAGUAACUAUGUUAAAAAUGUUAGGAAGGCACUGUAAGUUGGGGGAGAUUGCACAAGAAGUUAUAAAUAAAAGGAAUGGUUUCAGGAAAAGUAAGGGGGAUUUUCAGGGGAAUACAUUAUGUAAGGACGUGAAUGUCAAGAAUUUCAAAUGGGGAGGAAGGUUAAUAUGGCAGCAGGUUAGUGAAUGGAUAGAUGACUAUAAACGGCCCGAAGUUCCAGAAAAAGCAUUAAGGGCUGUGACGGCAGGGAACAGUCCACUGCACAUAAUAAAGGAACAGGGAGAGCAAGGUUGUAUGAAAGAGAAUAUGGAUAAACAAAUCCUCAAGAAAUUAGAAAUAGAAGCGGACGCCGAUGAAGUACUGAACAUAGUGGAAGAAGAUGUAACUUUGGAUAAGAGUGCUCUGGAAGAAAUAAUGCAUAAGGUCGAGGUAUUAAGGAAGAGUGAUAAAAUACCAAGUAUGAAGGAUGGGGAGAUAUCACAGGAAAUCAUACAACAAGUGGAGAGAGUGAUACAGGAGGUAUAUCAGAAGGAAUUGAAAAAGUUAAAGCCGCAAAACAUGCCAAUACUGAGAGUACUACUACCACAAUCACGACCAGAACAGAAAGGUGAUGACUGUAACCAGGGUAAAUUAUGUGCACGUGCAAAUUGUGUAACACAUCAUUGGUUUAAGGACAGAGUACCUCGAGUGGGGAGUGGAAGACAAAACUGGUGUAACUUUUGGGGGGAUAAGGACGUUGGAAAAGUAUUGAAAGAAUUGUCUAAUGCUAUGAAGAAUGGAAGCACAGACAUCGAAGUUUCAUGCAAGAACUUCACCAGAGCAAAAGGUGAAACAGCAACAGAAUCAGAGAAGAAGGCAUGCAACCUUAUUGUGACAGGAUUAAGACAUAUAUACAGUAUUCAGGAAAAUGAGCGGGACUAUUACUUAAACCAGAAGAAAAAUAACCGAAUAUUUUAUCAAACUAUGGCAUGUGCCUUCCUAAACGCUUAUGCGGACAAAUUGGAACAGCAUUCAACUUGCCCCAUCGGGAAGGAUAUAAUACAACAGGCAUUUGAAAAAGGAAAUGGAAAUAAGGAUACUUGGUGUAAGGAUAAGAACAAUAAAAGUUUGAAUUGUGCUGAAUGUAAUAGGGAACCUAAUCUAACUUGCACACUAAGCGUGAGUGAAGGCCUGUUGGAUAAGAAGAAAGGUGAAAAAUGUAAAGGAGACAGAAUUAAUAUACAGAAUAAGUUGGGUAAAAUGCUGGACCCAACGACGAAGGGGGAUCCAAAAGUAAAGCCAGCUCUGAAAGAAAUAAAUGACAUAUGUCCAACCAAACCACCAGAAGCACCACGCCCACAGGCUGCCAAACCAGCAACUACGAAACCAACCGGAAACACCGAUCAGGCAAGUUCAGAUCAGAAUUCUGAGACAUCCAAGGAUUCCGCUGAGAAUCUCCCUGGAGAAGUAACAGAUGCAAAACCUGACUAUGCUGGUUCCGGCGACGAUGAUCUACAGGAUACUAGGAAUGCUGAAUCAUCAUCCGCGGAAGGUUCAACUCCUCAAACAACAGGACAAACAACACCACCAUCCAUACCACGGAAAGCACCAACUUCAUCAAAGGCACUAAAAUCUUCACACGGAACGAAGGAAGGGAUCACUUCCAUUGAUUCCUUCCUUUCAUACCUUCCUACAAUUCCUGUGACCAUUGCCAUCUACGUCACGAGUUAUCUCCUUUGGAAGUACUUUGGAAUUCUUCGUAAAACAAGGAAACGUUACAGAAGAGCUUAUCAAGUACGUGGUCCAUCCUUACAGGAACAAAUUAUGGACCAUGUGGACCAAGAUGGUCCACGUGAAUAUUGCAUAGUGAAAGAACGAAAACAACCAAGAUCUGCUCCAAAUAGAAGGAGGAAAAGGGAACGUCCCGGCCGCCGUGCUGCUGGUCGUCGUCGUGAUCUUCGUCGUGGUGUUGGUCGCCGCAUGAUUAUUGAUAUUCAUUUAGAAGUCUUAGACGAAUGUCAAAAAGGGCAUUUGCAUUCGACAAACGAGGACUUUUUUGAAAUUUUGGUUCAAAAGUUUAUGGGAUCGGAAUUCAUAAAAGAAGAAAAGGUUCCAAGUUCAUAUUCCGGAUUUAGGGAGGAAGACAUCGUUCCUAAGGAAUGUUUUGCUAAGGAAUAUGUUCCAAGUUCAGAUUCCGGGUUUUAG